AUGGCUGUCAUCUGGUGUCCGCUUCAUCUGGUCAUCACCAUGUUUAUCCGGUACCUGGCGCAGCGGCGGCCGAGCCUGCUGGACCCGCAGGACCGGAGCCGCGUCAUCUGCGAGGGCGAUCCGCUCGGCCGGGUGUUCGGCGUGCGUCACUUCACCAAGGACGAAACUAAGUCCUUGGUACUGCAGCACCUGUCGCCGGUGGAUGAGGAGCGGCCGGCUCCGAUUGCCCCUACUGCCGCCGACGCCGCCGACGCCGCUGCCGCCGACGCCGGUGUCAGCAAGCGCGGUGCAGCCGAUGAGCCAUCCGCCGACGGUCCGGACAGGAAGCGUAGCUGUCCGGACGAGCGGACGGCCGAGCCGGUCAUCACCAUGUUUAUCCGGUACCUGGCGCAGCGGCGGCCGAGCCUGCUGGACCCGCAGGACCGGAGCCGCGUCAUCUGCGGGGGCGAUCCGCUCGGCCGGGUGUUCGGCGUGCGUCACUUCACCAAGGACGAAACUAAGUCCUUGCUGCUGCAGCACCUUUCGCCGGUGGAUGAGGAACGGCCGGCUCCGGUUGCCGCCGCCGCCGCCGCCGACGCCGACGUCGACGCCAAUGUUAGCAAGCGCGGUGCAGCCGAUGAGCCAUCCGGCGACGGUCCGGACAGGAGGCGUAGCUGUCCGGACGAGCGGACCGCCGAGCCGGCCGCACCCGGACCCUCCGGCCUGGCGGCGGCCGUGUCCGGGUCGUCCGGCCUGACGGCCGGCGCGCCCCGUCCGUCCGGACACCCCGGACUGCCAGAAAGAAAAUAUAGGCUGAAGGAGCAGUUGUACCACGUCCUUGCUGAGGUUGGAGCACAAAGGGAAAAACCAUAUGAGUGGAAAGAUGUCAUCACCAUGUUUAUCCGGUACCUGGCGCAGCGGCGGCCGAGCCUGCUGGACCCGCAGGACCGGAGCCGCGUCAUCUGCGGGGGCGAUCCGCUCGGCCGGGUGUUCGGCGUGCGUCACUUCACCAAGGACGAAACUAAGUCCUUGGUACUGCAGCACCUGUCGCCGGUGGAUGAGGAGCGGCCGGCUCCGAUUGCCCCUACUGCCGCCGACGCCGCCGACGCCGCUGCCGCCGACGCCGGUGUCAGCAAGCGCGGUGCAGCCGAUGAGCCAUCCGCCGACGGUCCGGACAGGAAGCGUAGCUGUCCGGACGAGCGGACGGCCGAGCCGGCCGCACCCGGACCCUCCGGCCUGGCGGCGGCCGUGUCCGGGUCGUCCGGCCUGACGGCCGGCGCGCCCCGUCCGUCCGGACACCCCGGACUGCCAGAAAGAAAAUAUAGGCUGAAGGAGCAGUUGUACCACGUCCUGGCUGAGGUUGGAGCACAAAGGGAAAAACCAUAUGAGUGGAAAGAUGUCAUCAUCAUGUUUAUCCGGUACCUGGCGCAGCGGCGGCCGAGCCUGCUGGACCCGCAGGACCGGAGCCGCGUCAUCUGCGGGGGCGAUCCGCUCGGCCGGGUGUUCGGCGUGCGUCACUUCACCAAGGACGAAACUAAGUCCUUGCUGCUGCAGCACCUUUCGCCGGUGGAUGAGGAACGGCCGGCUCCGGUUGCCGCCGCCGCCGCCGCCGACGCCGACGUCGACGCCAAUGUUAGCAAGCGCGGUGCAGCCGAUGAGCCAUCCGGCGACGGUCCGGACAGGAGGCGUAGCUGUCCGGACGAGCGGACCGCCGAGCCGGCCGCACCCGGACCCUCCGGCCUGGCGGCGGCCGUGUCCGGGUCGUCCGGCCUGACGGCCGGCGCGCCCCGUCCGUCCGGACACCCCGGACUGCCAGGGACAGGCGGCGGGGCGGCCCCGGCCGAAGAGCCGGUCGAAUCCGGUGACGACACGGACGACCACCGUCGGACGUACGCCCACGAGAUGGAGCCCGUCGACUGCUCGGACGUCGGUGACGCGGAGAGCUCGGGGCUGUCGGACGAAGACUCGCCGCUCCAGCUGAUGUACGUGACCGCCUGGUGUGACGACCCGGGUGAGGUGGCCGACCAGGAGACGUCCUGUUCGGACAGGGAGCCCCGCGGCACCUGGCAGUGUCCUGACGACAGGUGCCGACACACCAACAGCGCGCGCCACUCCGAGUGCGACCACUGCUGGGCGGUGGGUGGCCGACACUCCCGGUCCCGUAUGGAGGCAGGCUGAGCUGCAGAAACGGCUGUAAUCAACAGUGGCAGGCAGGCAGGCAUGUGUCUAGAACCCAAAACACCCCAGGAUCCCGAGUAAUGAGUAACCGUAUGGGAUCCUGGAUCCACCCCUGGGAUCUUGGAUCCACCCUUGGGAUCCUGGACCCAUCCUUGGGAUCCAGGCACGUGUCUAGACUGGUUGGAUCACUCCCUGUGACAUACAGGGCACUGUUAAAACGGGUUGCAAUAACUCGUGCCAUUGAAGAAAAGGCCCUUACAUCUGUGCGCAUUACUCGUUGCCGUUCGGAACCACCGUUAAGUACAAGGUUACGGAGAUGGCCGGUACAUGCCGUCG
Molecule: messenger RNA, 2493 nt
Organism: Pollicipes pollicipes
Lineage: Eukaryota; Metazoa; Arthropoda; Thecostraca; Pollicipedomorpha; Pollicipedidae
Exons: 13
Coding region: 1-2157 (718 amino acids)
Biological process (GO): negative regulation of apoptotic process; regulation of gene expression; protein ubiquitination
Molecular function (GO): ubiquitin protein ligase activity
Source: RefSeq, a predicted model, not a curated record